AUGCUUAAAAGUGUGUGUCCAGUUCAAAAAUGCUUGCCUGAGAACUAUUACCAAGCAACACAAUUGAUGUCUAAGUUAGGGCUAAAGGUUGAGAAGAUCGAUUGUUGUAAGAAUGGUUGUAUGUUAUAUUACAAGGAUGAUAGCAAGUUGUUAGAGUGCAAAUUUUGUAACGCUCCUAGGUACAUUCCUCGCAAGACCGGAAUGGGAAAGUACAAAGAUAUUCCAGUGAAGAGAAUGUUUUAUUUCCCAAUCAUUCCUAGAUUACAAAGACUAUAUGCUUCAACCGAGUCGGCAAAUGAAAUGAGAUGGCAUCACAUGAACACAAGUAGUUCCAAUGUCCUUCGCCAUCCGUCUGAUGGAAAAGCUUGGAAACACUUUGAUGAUGUAUAUCCUGACUUUGCAAGGGAACCCCGAAAUGUAAGGUUGGGUCUGUGUUCAGAUGGAUUUACUCCUUACAUUCAAGCGUCUGCUUCUCCAUACUCAUGUUGGCCAAUAAUAGUUACUCCUUACAAUCUUCCCCCUGAAAUGUGCAUGACCAAACCAUACUUGUUUUUGGCUUGUCUCAUACCUGGACCUAAAAACCCUAAAUUGAAGAUAGAUGUCUAUUUACAACCAUUGAUUGAUGAUCUACGUCGAUUGUGGUCUGAUGGAAUUUUGACCUAUAAUAUAUCUACCAAACAAAACUUCAUAAUGAAAGCCUGCUUGAUGUGGACAAUUAAUGAUUUUCCGGCCUAUGGUAUGUUAUCUGGAUGGGGAACACAAGGUAAAUUGGCAUGCCCUCAUUGUAUGGAAUACACUGAUGCUUUCACCUUGAAAAGUGGCCAUAAGAAUUCUUGGUUUGACUGUCAUCGUCGUUUCUUGCCACCUAAUCACUCCUUCAGAAGGAGUAAAAGAAGUUUCAUAAAAAAUAGGGUUGUGAAAGACGGGCCACCUCCCAUAUUCACAGGGCAAGAUAUAUGGGCGAUAAUAAGUCAUUUUCCAAAAGUGACUGAAAUUGGAUGGGAAGCAAAAUGGAAAGAGUUCGAAGGGUAUGGAGUGAAUCAUAAUUGGAAAAAGCGAAGUAUUUUUUGGGAUCACCCAUAUUGGAAGGAUAACUUGUUAAGGCAUAACCUUGAUGUGAUGCACAUAGAAAAAAAUGUCUUCGAUAAUAUAUUUAACACUGUCAUGAAUGUUAAGGACAAAACAAAGGAUAAUGAAAAGGCGAGAGAAGACUUGGCUGAAUUAUGCAUUCGCGGGGACUUGGAGCUCCAACCCUUAGAAAACGGAAAGAAUGGUAAACCAAAGGCCAGCUACACUCUGACCAAAUCUGAAGCCAAGUUAGUUUGUAAAUGGCUUAAAGAAUUGAGAAUGCCAGAUGGCUAUGCUUCAAAUCUUAGUAGGUGUGCCAAUGUCGAAAAUGGUACAGUGCAUGGGAUGAAGAGCCAUGACUGCCAUGUUUUCAUGGAGUGUUUACUCCCAAUUGCUUUCCAUUCAUUGCCUGAUUUGGUUUGGAAACCAUUAACAGAGCUAAGUCGAUUCUUUAAAGAUCUUUGUUGCAAUACGUUGAGGAUGGAUGACUUAGUUAAGUUGGAUGAAAAUAUUUCAAUUAUCAUAUGCAAGUUAGAAAGGGUUUUUCCACCGAGUUUCUUUGACUCGAUGGAGCAUCUUCCAAUCCAUCUUGCCAAAGAAGCAAUUCUUGGUGGUCCAGUACAAUACCGAUGGAUGUAUCCAUUCGAAAGCAUAUUCUUAGAGAACCACUCUAUAAAUAUAGAAGACUCAUCUGGACGCAUACAUACUGAGUUUCCCAUAUGGCUAGAGAAAUAUGUAAAUGAGGAGACAAAUGGAGUUACUAACCAAGAUAUAAUCGCCUUGUCUCGUAGUCCUGCAUCAAUGGCCAUUUCAUGGAACAUCUAUUUUAUCAAUGGGUACAAGUUUCAUACUGAAGAAUGGAGCAAGGGUAGAAAAACUGUCAAUUGUGGUGUGCACGUGAAAGGUCUUGCAGAAGGAGGAAAAAAUGAUUUUUAUGGAAUAAUCAAACAUAUCUUUGAGCUAGAUUACUUUGGUCUGAAGGAGAAGAUUCCAGUUUUUUAUUGUGAAUGGUUUGACCCAACAAAGAAUACUGGGACAAAGGUUCAUCCACAAUAUAAAAUUGUAAAUAUUAAGAUGGAUAAACGUUAUCGCCCUUAUGACCCUUUCAUCCUUGCGCAGAAUGCAAGACAAGUGUAUUAUGUCCCCUAUCCUGAAAUGUGUAGAGAUAUGCAUGGAUGGUGUGCGGCAAUCACCACAAAACCAAGGGGUCGCGUUGAGAUUGACAACAUAGAGGAUGAAGUGCCUUAUCAAUCUGAUGGGAUGUUACCCGUGCUAUCGAGUGUAGAAAUUGAAUCAAUAUCUUGUUUGCGUGAUAACUCACAAGUAGAUGUGUUUGAAGAGAUUUUCGAUCGUUCUCAUAGUGAAACGAACAAAGGAUAUUGA
Vicia villosa (hairy vetch) is the source of this 2451-nucleotide messenger RNA. RefSeq lists its product as uncharacterized. The transcript is spliced from 2 exons. Bases 1 to 2451 code for a protein of 816 amino acids. Lineage: Eukaryota; Viridiplantae; Streptophyta; Magnoliopsida; Fabales; Fabaceae. The record is from RefSeq and is a predicted model, not a curated record.